UACUAACGCCUCCCCAUCCGUGCGUAAUGGUGCGGGACUGCGCCGCAGAUGUUUGUGUGCAGGAAUGCUUUUUUACUUCUGAGGUUGGGGUUGAAUUUUAUACGAAUUAGUAUGUUGUAGGCCAAUGACUGUACAUAUGAAGGUGCAGGCCUACCUCUCUUUUUUCUAAACAACCACAAGGCAUCUAAACAGUUCCAGGCUCCGGCUGUGAGUUAGUUUAUCUGUACCUCCCUGAACUCUCCGAUUAGCCGGGCAGGGAGCUGUCGUCAUCAGCAGCACCCCCGGUUUUUUCCCUUUUCUAAAUGGAUGGGGCUGUCCAGCUUCAUGCACAGUUCAACGGAAGCCGAAAGAUUGGAACAACUUGUGAAUUCCCUCGUCAGUUUGGUUUGCGUUUGCGGUAACGUUCAGAAGAAUGCUCGACGGCGGCUUCGCUGAAGAAGUUAAAGAUUGAUAAGUUUUUUUCUUUCUCAUAAACUGUGCGGCGUUCAGGACUGGAGCAGGACAGGAGGAGGGAGAGGGAACAGCGGUUGCCUACUACAACGUUUACAAUAGAAAGGAAACUUCAACUCCCGUUAGAGUGGACUGAAGUGAAGUGGCAGCUCGUAAUUCCACAAUGGCUUUCGCUUUGGAUUGUAUAUAUUUAUUGAUGUGCUGUUCUCUCAGCUUGAUAUUUUUAGAUCACAAACAUACUGUGAAAUCACAUGAACAUCUCUCUGGAAAGUUAAGUGAAUAUGGUCUUAUCGUGCCGUUCAGCACAGACUCCCACGGCCGCUAUAUCUCCCACGUGGUCUCAGUCUCAGGAGCCUGGGCCUCAGCUGCAACGGGAGAAAGUGAAAGUGAAGAUGCAGGUGGUGGUGUUGGUGCUUCCUCAUCCCCUGGUCCGGGAAAGAGGCGUGUGGCCCGUAGCGCCCCCGAGACUCCCUCUAUCACCUCUGGCACAGGCCAACACCUGUUUUUCAACGUCACUGUGUUUGGGAAAGAGUUGCACCUUCGCCUCAAAGCAAACAGGAGGCUGGUGGCUCCGGGGGCAUUUGUGGAAUGGCAGGAGGACUUCGAGGAAAAGGCUAAGGAGCGUCUCCACGGGGACUGUGUUUUCACUGGAGACGUAUCAGACAUGCCAGAGGCUACUGUUGCCAUAAGCAACUGUGAUGGACUGGCAGGCCUGAUCCGGACUGAUAACGGGGAGUUUUUCAUCGAGCCUUUAGAGAAGGGUCAGCAGGAUGUGGAGGUGAAAGGUCGUGUCCAUGUGGUCUACAGGAGAUCUGCCAUCAAAAGUGAACCAGUCCAAAGAAGGAAGGACCUCCACAAUGAAGUGACAGACUUUGGGAUUGCUAACCUCCCUGGUGCUCUGGACCUCUUGGAGCACAAGGUGACAGAGUCUGAGCGCAAACGGCGGCACGCCAAGAAGGACGACUACAACAUCGAGGUGCUGCUGGCUGUGGACGACUCUGUGGUGCGCUUCCAUGGCAAGGAGCACGUACAGAACUAUGUCCUCACACUCAUCAACAUAGUUGAUGAGAUCUACCACGAUGAGUCCUUGGGAACCAACAUCAACAUCGUCCUCGUCCGCAUGAUCAUGGUUGGGUACAGACAGUCCAUCAGCCUGAUCGAGCGUGGGAACCCGUCCCGUAGCCUGGAGCAGGUGUGUCGCUGGGCCAACACGCAGCAGCGCAGGGACCCCGAUCAUGCUGAGUACCAUGACCAUGCCAUCUUCCUCACAAGGCAAGAUUUUGGUCCCGCAGGUAUGCAAGGUUACGCCCCGGUGACAGGCAUGUGCCACCCUCUGAGGAGCUGCACUCUGAACCACGAGGACGGAUUCUCCUCGGCCUUCGUGGUGGCGCACGAGACUGGACAUGUGUUAGGUAUGGAACAUGACGGACAGGGGAAUCGUUGUUCUGACGAGACCAGUAUGGGGAGUAUCAUGGCACCGCUGGUCCAAGCAGCCUUCCAUCGCUACCACUGGUCACGCUGCAGUAAACAGGAACUGAACCGAUACAUCCACUCUUAUGACUGUCUCCUGGACAACCCUUUUGAACACAAGUGGCCCAAGCUUCCUGAGCUACCUGGGAUUAACUACUCCAUGGACGAGCAGUGUCGUUUUGAUUUCGGCGUGGGCUACAAGAUGUGCACCGCUUUCCGGACCUACGAUCCCUGCAAGCAGCUGUGGUGUAGUCACCCUGACAACCAGUACUUUUGUAAGACCAAGAAGGGUCCGCCGGUGGAUGGGACAGAGUGUGCACCGUCGAAGUGGUGCUUCAAGGGCCACUGUAUCUGGCGCUCCUCUAACCAACCUCAGGGCCAUGACGGUAACUGGGGGUCCUGGACUAAGUUUGGGUCCUGCUCCAGAACCUGUGGAGGUGGAGUACGCUCCCGGAGCAGAACUUGUAACAACCCUGUGCCUGCGUACGGCGGGCGGGAUUGCCCCGGGUCCACCUUUGAUUACCAGAUGUGUAACAUGGAGGAGUGUGCUGGACCCUAUGAAGACUUCCGCGCUCAACAGUGUGUCCAGAGGAGCAACAAAUACCACAAGAACACCAAGCACACCUGGCUACCUUACGAACACCCAGAUGAGGCUCACAAGUGUGAGUUGAGCUGUCAGUCCAAAGAGACCGGUGAGGUGGUGGUCAUGAACCAGGUGAUGCAUGAUGGGACGCGGUGCAGCUACACAGACCCUUUCAGUGUCUGCACCCGGGGGGAAUGUCUGCAUGUGGGCUGCGACAAAGAGGUUGGCUCGUACAAACAAGAAGACAAGUGUGGAGUCUGUGGUGGGGACAACUCCCACUGUCGCACUGUCAAACUGACCCUCACCAAGAUGCCAAAGAAAACAGGCAUGCUGAAGAUGUUUGAUAUUCCGAUCGGUGCCCGGCACAUCGUUAUAGAGGAGAAUGAGACUUCCUCCCACAUCAUUGCUGUUAAGAAUCAAGUCACAGGCAGCUUCAUAUUGAACGCAAAAAGUGGAGAUGCCAAGUCCAGAACCUUCAUCGAAAGCGGUUUGGAGUGGGAGUACGUCUUCGGAAGCGGCGAGAAAGAAACCCUGAAAACAAUCGGCCCCCUUCACGAGGGCAUCGUUGUUCUGGUCAUUCCCCAGGAGGAGGACACUAAGAUCAGUCUGACAUAUAAGUACAUUAUCCAUGAGGACCUGCUGCCGGUCAUCACCAAUAACAACGUUCUCCUGGCCGAGCUGGAUACCUACGAGUGGGCCCUGAAGAGCUGGUCGCAGUGCUCUAAACCCUGUGGGGGAGGUAUACAGUACACCAAAUACGGAUGCAGGAGGAAGAGCGACAGUCGACUGGUGCACCGGAACUUCUGUGAAACCAGCAAGAAGCCCAAACCCAUCCGGAAGAGGUGCAACGUGAACGAGUGCAGUCAGCCAACGUGGUUGGUGGAGGAGUGGAACCCGUGCAGUAAGACGUGUGGGAAGGUUGGCUACCAGUCCAGGGUUGUUCAGUGUAUGCAGGCCCUCCACAACGGCACCAACCGGACGGUCCACACUAAGUACUGUACAGAGGACAAGCCUGAGACCAGGAAGGUCUGUAACCCCUCUGCCUGCCCUGCACAGUGGAGGACAGGGGCCUGGUCACAGUGUUCAGUAAGCUGUGGAGAGGGGAUUCGACAGAGACAGGUUGUGUGUAGAGCCACAGACAACACCAUCGGCCAGUGUGAGGGAGACAAGCCUGAAACUGUCCUCAUCUGUAAACUGAGCCCAUGUCCAGGACAGUCAUCGCUGCCCCCGCUCACUAAAGAAGCCAUGGAGAAUUCAACAACGAAGACGGAGGGUGUACAUCAGAUUGUUCCUGAUAAUCCUGUCCACAAACUAUCCUCCAAUGAGCCAUGUCUUGGAGACAAGUCUAUAUUCUGCCAGAUGGAGGUCCUAGCCCGUUACUGUUCCAUUCCAGGCUACAACAAGCUGUGCUGUGAGUCCUGCAACAAGAAGGAAGGCUUCACCACCCUCUUCUCUCCAUCCCCAGACCUCCACAAGACUGGAGGAUCCUCCGACUCAGACUCUGAGACGGGCCCAGACCAGGAGACCUCCACCCAGCCCAACCCCACCGCCACCACCCUACCAUCAGACUCCCCACUCCCCACCACCCAGAGCCCAUCCCGAACCACUAAGACCCCUAGACGGCCUCGCUCCACUGCUCAGGGCCUGACCACCUUACCGUCGGCGAGUGCCGUCGUUCCCCAGGGUCCUUCCUUUGGGGUCGGGGAUGGAGACUCGGUCCCUGGGCUCCCUUCUCUACCUCCAGGUCCCAGCCCGCCUCUCCGGCCCCGGCUCCGAUCCAACGCUGCUCCAGACUCCAAUGGAGACCCUGCUUUAUCGCCGUCUAAAGAGCACAGCAGUCCAAACAACCGCUCUUUAGGCCAAUCUGCCGGCCGCGGCCCUGAACCCGGGCCUGCUGGAACUGUGGCUGGCAUUGCUGCUGCCAUGUCAAGAAGGGAGGAUGUAGGAUCAGACUCAGCUCACAGAACCAGAACAACCAGAACCCUGUCCCAUGUGCUGACAUGAUCACUGACUUAUCCUGGGACUUGCUGCUCAGUAAUAUGGUCCACCGUGACUUCUGUCAGCUAAACGUUAUUGCAACGUUGUUACAGCAUUAGAGUGUUACAGCGUUACAAUGUGACAAUGUUACAAUAUGACAAUGUUACAAUGUGACAACUUUAUUACAACAUUGUUACAACAUUAUUACAAACAUCUGAUGGAUUAUCCUGGGCUGGACUCUCAACCGAUUGCUGCAAGAAUAAAUUAACAUAACAAUUUAAAAUAAAUCCAUGCCAGUGGACUUAGACCAGUAAUGGUUACCUCAUCGAACCAGCAGAGUGAUCUCUAUGCAUUUGUACUGCAUCACUCAGCCCUCUCUGCUUCAGUUAAUAAAUGGAAUAAUAAACAAGAAAAUAAAAUGGUGCUGGAACUAAAAUGACUACAAGACAUGUUAAACAAUGUGACAACUGCAUUGCUACCAUUUACUUCCUGAUCUGUGUACAGUUGUGCAAACAUAUUUUGAAAGUGCAUCAGAACUACUUAUUGAACUUUAAUAUUGUGAAGAUAUUGUGUGGCACGGCCAAAAACCUUAACUUUGGGGGCUGUCACAAGUUGAAGUGGUGAUGUCACAAGUAUUGGUGAUGUCACAAGUUUGGAGAUGAUGUCACAAUGUAUUGGUGAUGAUGUCGCAGUGUCUUGGUGAUGAUGUAACUUCCUCCAGGGAGCUUUGUAACCUCUGCCCAUUGGUGCUCUUAUUGUUGACGUGCUUCCCAAACAACCAUUUACAAGAGAUUGACCUCAGGUCAUCUAAAGGUCAACAGGUCAAGUCUGUUUGUAAAGCCAACCCCACUGUAGCAUGCACAUUACCUUUGUGGAAAAACUCACAUAUGCUUUAAAAGAUAAAAAGAAAACCAUUCUUGAUAUUUUUUUGUAAGUGAUAUAUUUUUCAAUUAAUAUUGUAUAUAGUGUACAUUUCAGCAGCAUAGUAUUAUCUAAGAAACUAACAGCCAGCCAACAGAAUGUAAAGUAUAAUGAUGUCAGUCGAGAAGUAGAGAGAAUGCUGUAAGUCUGCAGAGUGGUUGGUCUGAUGUCACGCUGUUUCAAGUUGUGCAUUACCUCAUUCCUGUCUUGCAGUUCAUAACAUCAUUAUGUGUAUUGUAUAGUUCUUGUAUAUACAUGAAUGAAAAGCUUUAAAUGUUAAUAUUUAUUAAAUUUUUAAAUGGUAGGGAGGAGAAAAAAACGUUUGAAAGAAAAAUGUAAAAGUUGUUGUCUUUUUUGCGUCAUCUCGGUCCGAGUCGAAAGCUAAUCAGCUGGUGAAAAAACUCAGUCAGAUUAGGACAAUACCUUGUUGUUCAAAUACUUUUUCCUAUCUUCAAACAUUUUUUUAUGCUAACAGUAGGAUUCAGUUCAUACCCAGACCACAUCUUGAAGGGACAAUCUGCAGUUGAUGCAUCACUUUUUACACUUCUAAAUAUUGAUGAUGUAUACCCAUUGAUUCUUGAAGUAUAGAACUUAUAGACGCCUCAUUGUCUUAGUUCAACUGUCGUACCCCAUCAGAACUCAAAAUACGCUGAGUGUACAAAACAUUAGGAACACCUUCCUAAUAUUGAGUUGCAUCCCCUUUUCCACUCAGAACAGUCUCAAUUCAUCGGGGCAUGGACUCUACAAGGUGUCAAAAGCAUUCCACAGGGAUGCUGGCCCAUGUUGACUCCAAUGCUUCCCACAGUUCUGUCAAGCUAGCUGGAUGGCCUUUGGGUGGUGGACCAUUCUUGAUACACACAGGAAACUGUUGAACGUGAAAAACCCAGCAGCGUUGCAGUUCUUGACACACUCAAACCGGUGCUCCAGGCACUUACUACCAAACCCCGCUCAAAAGGCACUUAAAUAUUUUGUCUUGUCCAUUCACCCUCUGAAUGACACACAUACACAAUUCAUGUCUCAACUGUCUCCUCCCCUUCAUCUACACUGAUUUGAAGUGAAUUUAACAGGUGACAUCAAUAAGGGAUCAUCGCUUUCACCUGGUCAGUCUGACCACCUCCGGCUCAAUCCAGGGACCCAUUGUGUCUGGAUAUCUUCUUACAAGUUUAGAUCUGUACAGUGAAGUGAAGCCAUUUAUAUCAUCCUUAUCCCACACUCUAAAAUCAUUGACAGGUGGCCCCAUUGACUUAUGCCAUCAAUUUGUAUCUUAAAAUAAAUACAUCAAUAUUAGCUGUGAAAUAAUUUUCAGACAGGGAGGGACCAGGAAAUGAGGUCACAAUGCGGACAGUGGGCGGAUAAGACAUUUUAAUGCCAUGUGUAGACACUUUUCAUAGAAUAUCCCAAUCCGAAUGUGGACAAUAUCAGGACACAUGACAUGUUAGCACUAGCUAUUAUAACGGUGGAUUCUGAAUGAUGGUGGUGAUGAGUUGUCGUGCAGAGUACCGCGUUAUUGGAAACUCACGCUGUUCUGCAAGCAGUAUUGCCCGGUUUUGACUAGAUGGAGUACAGCAAACUUUUCGUAGCAAGGUUAGGAUAACUUACGUAGCAAGUUAGGAGAAUUAACAUAGCAAGUUAGGAGAAUUAGGUUAAGGUUAGGAAAAGGGUUAGGGUUAAAAGUCACCUAAAAUGAAUGUUGUGUUCGAGACCACUUAAAGUGAGAUCGAUUGAAGACCAAGACCGGAGCAAAUCGAGCCACUCUACAAAUGUUUACUAACCCAAACACAGUGGGGAACAAUGGGCCUUCUACGCAUUCAGAGAAGGGCUAAGGAUGAAUAAAAUAAGGAUUAUAAUAAUGAUAAUUAUAUUAUUAUUUUCAAUGAUGUUCUAAUUUAAUCUGGGGUGGCAGGUAGCCUAGUGGUUAGAGCGUUGGACUAGUAACCGAAAGGUUGCAAAAUCGAAUCCCCAAGCUGACAAGGUAAAAAUCUGUUGUUCUGCCCCUGAACAAGGCAGUUAAUCCACUGUUCCUAGGCCAUCAUUGAAAAUAAGAAUUUGUUCUUAACUGACUAAAUAAAGGUAAGAAAUAUCAUCUGUUUUUGUUGGAAAGGAAUGGAUUUAUCUCUGGGGAGAAAUAUCUAGUUAGCUAAGUCAGCGAUUGGCUAGCCCAUCAGAAGCAAGAUAAAGGCGUCUGCCAUUCAACUGUAUUAGGGAAACAUUUUGGAGUGACAGUGGAAUCAACCAAUCACAUUUUGACUUAAUGAGUGGGACCGUUUUUACAAAAACAUAUGGAAACAACAUGUCACUGCGCAAUUGCGAGCAGUAGUUUUCCCACGGUCUAGCUAGCUAGCUUUUGUUGUCAGCUAGUUUGCAGCGGCUGCAGUAGCUGUUAUCAAAGAGGAUGUUGUUGCUAAUUUGUUAGCUUCUCCCUUUGCAAGAAUAACUUUUAACAAGUUAAGUUUCAAAUGAUCAUCAUCUUGUGAGUGGAACUGUGUUUGUUAUUGCAGCGCCUGUUGUUAGCCGUCUCUUUGAAAAUAACUUGUGUGUGUGAAACGUUGUUGCAUUUUAAGUGGAACUGACAGCAUUUUAGCAUCAUGAAAUCUUAUUAAAAUCUCUUCAUGUACACCCCCAGGAAGAAUGACACUUAAAAAAAAAAAUCUGACAAUCGACCACUUAGAUAUGGUCAUAUCCACGUUUUCAUGAAUUCUUAGAAUGUUUGGGAAUUAUGUAUACUAAUGCAUUUGUGGAAUUUCUAUAGCAGUAUAGAGUGAGAAAGCGGCCAUGUGUUUGGACAAUUAAUAGACACUGCAGUGAAUAAAACCGAAUAAAACCA
Molecule: messenger RNA, 8225 nt
Organism: Salmo salar (Atlantic salmon)
Lineage: Eukaryota; Metazoa; Chordata; Actinopteri; Salmoniformes; Salmonidae
Source: RefSeq, a predicted model, not a curated record